CUUGGGAGCCGGGCAUGUGGGUUGGACGCACGGUCGCGGCUGGAGGGGAGCCCGCCCUCAUCGCUCACAGUGCUCUGAGAUCCCGCCGGAGGCCCUCCGGGAGACAAGUCCCUCCAAGGGGGUGAGCCAUCCGGGAGACAGAGGCUGCCAAGAAGACGUCGCCAUGGCCCCUGGAUGCUACCUUUGGCUACUACAGCUGCUGCUGCUGGCAGCUGUCCCCUGGGCCCAGGGGAGAGAGGGAGAAUCUGAGAGGGAAGGAGAGAAGAUCAUUGAAGGGGUGGAGUGUAACCGGAAUUCCCAUGCGUGGCAGGUGGCCCUGUUCAAUGGAAAUCAGCUGCACUGUGGUGGAGUGCUCGUGUCUCCGUUCUGGGUGCUUACAGCUGCCCACUGCAUGAUGCCUUACUACAACGUGCACCUGGGCAAGCACAACCUGAGGGGGAGAGAAAGGGGCUCCCAAGUGAUCCAGGCCAGCAAGUCCUACCGGCAUCCUCAGUACUCCACAGUGACCCAUGUCAAUGACAUCAUGCUGAUAAAGCUAUCGAGGCCGGUCAGGAUGAGAUCCAACAUCAAAGCCGCCACCCUCCCCUCCAAGUGUACUUCACCUGGCGCCACCUGCACUGUGUCUGGCUGGGGCACUACCACCAGCCCAACUGUGACAUAUCCAGAAAAGCUCCAGUGUACAGAUGUGAAUAUCAUCUCCACUUCAGAGUGCAAGAAGGUUUACAAGGAUCUAUUGAAGGAAUCCAUGCUGUGUGCUGGCAAAGCAGGCUCUAAAACCAAUGCAUGCAAUGGUGACUCCGGGGGACCCUUGGUGUGUGAUGGAGUCUUGCAGGGCCUCGUCUCGUGGGGAACCUUCCCUUGUGGCCAGCCUAACGACCCUGGAGUCUACACUGAAGUUUGCAAGUUUAUGCCCUGGAUCAGGAAAACCAUGAGGAGGAGUUAAGAGUGUGUUUGUGUGUGUGCGUGUGUGUGUGUAUGUGUGUUGAUGGAGGGAAGAAUAUCUGAGGGCCAAACACUCAAUAAAUGUGAUAUUCACAA
Sarcophilus harrisii (Tasmanian devil) is the source of this 1038-nucleotide messenger RNA. RefSeq names its product kallikrein-7. NCBI's taxonomy places the organism in Eukaryota, Metazoa, Chordata, Mammalia, Dasyuromorphia, Dasyuridae. The record is from RefSeq and is a predicted model, not a curated record. The transcript has 6 exons. Bases 164 to 943 code for a protein of 259 amino acids. Gene Ontology annotation, molecular function: serine-type endopeptidase activity. Gene Ontology annotation, biological process: proteolysis.